Lucilia sericata (common green bottle fly) is the source of this 8559-nucleotide messenger RNA. RefSeq lists its product as uncharacterized. Lineage: Eukaryota; Metazoa; Arthropoda; Insecta; Diptera; Calliphoridae. The coding region runs from base 204 to 8330 and encodes 2708 amino acids. The record is from RefSeq and is a predicted model, not a curated record. Gene Ontology annotation, molecular function: cell adhesion molecule binding. The transcript has 16 exons. Gene Ontology annotation, biological process: cell-cell adhesion. Gene Ontology annotation, cellular component: cell-cell junction.
AUCGUAAUGGCGAAGUGGUCAAUGUUAAUGAUACGGAGCGCUAUGAAGGUGGUAAUUCAGAGAAUGUAGCCUUGGUUAUACGUUCUACCGAGAAACAGGAUAUUGGUAAUUAUACCUGUCAAUUGUCGAAUGCCAUUGGCAAAGGUGUUUCCGAACAACAAAUUGAUUUGGAUGUACAAUAUGUACCAAUUGUUGAAGUUUUGAUGAUACCCGAGGGUCCUGUCAAAGAAAGUGACGAAUCGAAUGUUACUUUAUUUUGUAAUAUCUUAGAUGCCAAUCCAUCGGUUUUAACUAAAGUUCGUUGGUAUGCCAAUUCAACAUUGCUCAAGGAAUUGCCAGAUUGUGAAGAGACUAGGGAGGAUUUAUGUCAUAUCGAUCCUAGUAAAUUGCUAUUGGAAAGUAUAGGACGUGGCUUUUUCUAUAAUUAUUCCUGUGAGGGUUACAAUGCUGCCGGCUGGGGACCACGCAGUGAAGAUAAAGAAUUGUUGGUACACUACGAACCCGGACCAGCAACUUUAACACAUUUUCCCUUAAUUGCUGUUAAAAAGAAGAGUGUUACUUUUUCAUGUUCCGUAGAUGAUCCCGGUUAUCCCGAAUCAAAUAGAUUCCGUUGGCUGCGUGGUGGUCGUGGCCCCCUUCAGGAUAUUGUCACCAAGGAUUGGACUGUCGAACCCGUUGGCCUGGACAGUCGCACCAACUACUCUUGCUAUGCAUUCAAUGAGGGCGGCAAAGGUGUCAUGGCCACAGUCAAUUUGGAAGUACAUGCACCACCAUUUUUCAUUAAGAAUUUGCCACCAUACACUGGUAUGCUGCAUACGUCGCGCAAUGCCAAUCUAACAUGUCGCAUCGAGUGUGUGCCACGUUGUGAGAUUUCCUGGCUAAAGGAUGGUGUACCAAUCGAAAAGAAUGAUACACGUUACUUUGUCAAAGACAAAUACAUGGAUGCCUCACCGGCAACGGGUGAUUUCGAAAGUAUGCUUUCGGUGCUGCAUUUCAAUAUGUCCAAUUGGCCAAAUAACAAAUUUGACAUUGAGGGAGAUAAUGCCAAUUAUACAUGCGUAUCCACAGGCAAUACAGUGGGUCCCGGUAUUAAAAGUGCCACUUAUUUCAGUAUUGAAUAUGCACCCGAUAAUACAACGGUAUCAGAAGAAGUUGUUUAUGUAGCAGAGAAUACAAUACCAGGACGUGUCAUAUGCAAAUCAAGAGCUAAUCCGGAGCCCACUUAUGAAUGGCGUUUCAACAAUAAAACUGUUAUACGUGGCAAUGCCUUGAUUAUAAAUACACGCAUGAAGCGCAAUGAUACUGGUCGUUACACUUGUGUGGCCUAUAAUAAACAUGGACGCAGUACAGCCGAAACAUUUAUUGAUGUACAAUUCACCCCACGCUGCGAAAUUGAGAGGCAAGAGAUUGAGGAUAAGGAUACGUUAAUUUGCACAGCAUAUGGUAAUCCGGAAGAGGCCGAUUUUUCAUGGUCAAUUAAGGGUGAUAACGAAACAGUCGAAUGGCUGGGCAACGGUGACCAUAAAGCAUUUAAGGAUAAAAGCUAUUAUGAACUAAAAGAAGAUUAUGCCAUAGCACGUACCUAUCGUUGUGUGGCCAAUAAUACAGCGGGUGCUGGUACAUUCUGUGAAAUCGAAGUUGCCGAACAACUUGCUUGGUGGCAGCGUUGGGAUACAACAACAUUAAUCAUUCUGGUGGCCAGUAUAUUGGUCCUACUGUUGGCUGUCAUUAUUAUUUGUUGUAUUAUUAUUUGCAUUUGUCGUCGUCGUAGACGUCAGGAUAAAUAUAUAUUGCAACAUAUAAUAAAUAGCACAACAACUGCAACUACUAGCAACAACACCUCCACUACUGUUACAACACCACCAACAACAAUAACAACCACUUUAGUUACAACACCCACAUUAAGUGUACGUUUAGGCGGUGAGGGUGCACAGAUACCCAAAUCACCACCCCGCUGGCCAUUGAGACCCGGUGUUAUGGUGCAUGUUAGCAGUGAUACUAAAGAAAAUUUAGCCGUUAAUCGCAUGACUUUAAAACCCACUGCUACAUUGGCUAAUUUGACAGCCAACUCGACAGUAAAUGACAGUUCGGUGUCUUCAUCAACACUUAAUAAUAGUGCUGCCACCAAUACAACACAAACAACAUUACUCAAUGUCACUAGACAAUCUUCUGGUACCAUGACUCUGGGACGUAUUGGUAGACAAGCUAGAAUACAGCAACAACAACAACAGCAACAACCACUGCAUGACCAGCAAGAUUUACAAGCACUUAAGGUGGAGGCUAAUGAGCACGUUAGCAGCAGUAAACAGCAAUUAUCAUUAUGUCAAACUUUACCCAUAAGAGGUAAACAAACAAUUGCAACAAAUUUGACAGUUACUACAACACCUCAUGUAAUAAAUUUAAACACAACAACAGAUGCCUUAACAGAGGAAACAAAUACUUUGGAAUUAACUCGUACACAUCACAAUGAAGAGGAUAUAGUACAACAGGAAAUAUCAACUAAUCAAGGAAAUCCCUCAAACGAAACGGAAGUAACACAUUUGAAUGUUAAACUUUCAAAUUUGAAAAAAGUAGAGCUUUUCUUUAGUAAUAUGUUUUUCAAAAGAUCCACUAAAACCGAUGGCUGUCGUGACAGUCAAAGAAGUCAUGUGGGCUUAUUGGGUGGGAAAUUUUGGAAACGUUCAGAGGCCGCCUCCUCGCAGCAAUCGAGCAAAUCUCCGUUUAGCACAGAACAUCGUUUGAAAGGCAUACGCAGCAGUGGCAGUGGACUGAUCACAACCACAGCACAGGCUCAACAACAAACACCAGUCAAGACUACAACCAUACAACACACUCCACAAACAACACAAGAACAACCUCAACAACAACAACACCCAUUACCAGUAUCAGUGAUCUCAAUGUCGCCUUCCUUAAAUAUCAAUCACCCUCCUCAAAACAUAGCCGCAGACGAACGCCAUGUCGCCGCCAUAAUGCCCAACGACAGAUCCGUAACAACGGUUAUACAAUCUAUACCAUCGACUAUAGUGUCGAGCCGCGUAAUAUCACGAAAUCCCAGUCAGAGUUCGAUACAACGCAAGGGUAUACUGAAAGCACCCACACCACCACCGCGGCCGCCUCCCAUUAUGCGAAUGGCUGCUGCGCCCCUGAAGCGUUCAGCCAGUCAAACGGAGAAAUCGCAGAAAAUCGAAAGAGUUCAAACAGUACAAGAGAAGUCGUCUUCUAUGGCGGAUCCAUUAACGGAACCUGGAGAGUAUGAGAAUUUGCCCUUCCAUGGUCUACAAACGGCUCCUAACAAGUUUACUACUCCUACGACUCCUACAAAUUUUAAUAACAACACAAAUGUGGUGCGCAGUGUACCACGACCCAAGAGACUCAAUGGAAAUAUCAGCCAAAAUACAGGAACAGCAGCAACAACAAUACAAGCAAACUAUUACGAUGAACAUGAAACGGAAACACAGCAGCCACAUACACAACAGUAUUAUCAGCAGCAACAACAACAACAAUACAGUACCAUGCCCUACAAUCGCCAUCCAGCAACUACCAGUGCAUCAGCAACAUUGCCUGGUAUGCAGACAUUAAUACCAAACUCAACAGCAGCAAAUAUUGUUAGAAAUGAUGCCGGUAUUAUAGUGCAUAAUGGCAGCAACAACAAUACAACAGCAGCAACGACAAACACAAAUCCUCAUCAAAUGACAUAUAAUCUCAAUAAUUGCUUUCCCAAAAGCUACACAGAAUACUAUCAACAACAACAGCAGCAACAACAACAACAUCCUCAUUCCCAGCAGCUGCAGCAGCCGCCUCAACAAUUUUCACAAAAAUUUAAUAAUGCAGGUGGCAUAGCUGGCGCCUCCUCUCACCUGAUAAAUGCAAUUGAACAUGAUUUCAAUACAUACGCUGUGGUCGAACGUCAACAGCCACCACAGCAAUCAAAUGCAACAAAAUCAACAAAUCCCUUUUUGGCUGUUAGCAAUUUCAAGAAAUUCGAUACAUCUGGUGAUGAGGAUCUGCAGGCGGGAAACUAUCAGACAGCUUCCAUGAAAAGACAAGGCAAACGUAAAACAUUUGCCGAUAAAUUGGAGGAUAAACGUUUCUAUUCUUUGAAAUUCACCGGCAACAGUAACAAACAGAAACAACAGCAGCAGCAGCAGAGCAACAAAUCAUCAACAGCUGCCGCAGCCUUAAAUAUCAAUCACUCAUUUAAUGGCUCUACCUCUGCAGGCUUAACCGGAGGGGGUGUUUUCGGUUCACUAUUGUCUUCAGCCAAUAAAUGUAAAAGACAUCAUUCUUUUGCUGGUGGUAGCCUUGGCGAUAUUGAUCCCAAGGGCCCUGUAAGAAAUCCUCAUAUGAAUUUCUAUGAUCCUCCUGCUUAUGAGAAUGUUAAUGAUGCCGUGCAGGUACAUAAUGCAGCUGUUAGUGAUAUGGAAUUGCCUGAGGGUCUAAAUGGUUCCGCUCAAACAGCUACUGUUUUAUUGCAUCCCUUGCCGUAUGGCAUUGCGGGAGGAUCACAGGGUCCUAAGAAAAAACAUCACCAACGCCAACACCAGCCUAAAGAGGAUUUAAAUCUUAUAGAACCCGAACGUCUGAGUAUUUAUCGCAGUGACUCGGGCAUUUCGAAUUCAUCAUAUGAAUGUGUAACACCUUUGCCCUCUAGCACACAGACACCGGGCAGUACUCCACCCCCGGGUAAAAUGCCUAGAACUCCUAAAACCCCCAAAACACCCAAGGGUCAUAAGAAUCAAACUCUGGCUCAUACAGCCGUCACCGCCCAUUUUAAUUCGUCGCACAAAAAACCGGCUCCCCGAGUGCCUCCCACUCCUCUCUAUAUGAAUGUUAACGAUCAACAACCGCCUCAGCAGCUUAACUCUAACAAUAUCUCUAAUUUAGAAAGGCCUUCCUCACCCUCUUCAACUAUGGCCACCUCGGCCUAUGAGUCCGCCUCAUCAUCGCAAAAUGACAACACCUGCAAUGAUCCAAUUUCUCUGUCCUCCACUACAUCUCUCUAUAGCGGCGGUGGAGGUAAUAAUAAAUCUUCAUUAAGCGCUAUUAAUCAGCGUUGUAAUCGUCAUCAGCAACCUCCGGAAAUCUCAACACCCGAAGAGUUUGAACAAUAUCAAUUGGGUCAUCAUGCCCAUGCUCAUUCUUCGUCUUCGCUUUCGGUGGCUAGCAGUGUUAGUGCUAGCGGCAGUAAUGCUGGAGGAAGAGUUAAAUGUAAAAAGCAACAACAGCAGCAGCAAAGACUUAAUGGUCAGGGUGCUCUUAUUAAUCAUAUGGAGCUAAACAAACGCAAAUCCCUUGCAAAUAAUCCAUUUUUAGCAACAAAUCCUGCCGCCGCCACCGCCACCACCUGUCAUAAGAAAUUACAUCGACGACAGACUAUCAGCGACCCCUACGCACAUAUCAAGCACAUCAACGAAUGUCGACGACAAUCUAAUAACACCAACAUCAAUAACAGCAGCAGUCACAGCAGCAACAACAAUAAAACCCACAAUUAUUGCGCCAAAUCCGCGAACGCGUUCAAGGCAGCAACAACAACAACAACAGCAAGUGACACCCAAUCAUCAGCACCAGCAGCAGCAACAGCAUGUAGCCCUUAUAAAUCACAACAACAACAACAAACUGGCCUACAACAAUACAACAAAAAUCAACAAUCUACAUCAUCAUUAUCAUACUCCUCAGCAUGUAAUGCAACAGCAGCAACAACAACAUCAUCACGCCAACAAUUUGCCACACAUCAUCAACAACAAAUGCUAAUGCACAAAAAUGCUGUCCACAACAAUAACAACAACAACAAUUGUAAAAUUGCUUCUGAUGAUAAGAAACGUAUACAUAAUGAAGUCAUCAUACAUGUUGCUGAUAAUGAGUAUAAUGUUAAUGCUGUCGCUGCCAAAGCCACCCAUGACUAUCAGGAUAAGGGUGAACAAACAUUUAGUCAACCACAUCGGAGCUUAAAUUGUGAUGUGGUGGAUAGUGUAGAAAAAAAGAAGAGUUAUGUCAAUCAAGUGGUUAGAACUGGUCAUAAUAGAAGUUUGUCUAAUACCACCAAACUAUAUACAACAUUAGAAGAUAACGCAAAUACAACAACAACACCCUCCCAAAUAGAGGGUUUUAUGGAACGUCCUGUUAAAUUACCUUUACGUAAAUAUCAUAGUUUUCAUUUUCAGCCCACACAAACUGUGGCUGGCCAAGACAUAUGUAAGCUACAACAGCUUAGGUUACAACAGCAACAACAACACCAACAAAGUUCUUUAGAAUCCCAAUACUCCUCACCAGAUAUUUCUAGUACGCAACCUUAUGCUAAGCAGGGUCCUUUAGUAUUUCGUCCCUAUAAACUCGACGAAAAUGUUAGUUUCAAACCCAUACAACCUUCCGAAGAAAGUGAGGAUUCGAUUGACUAUGUUAGGGAAUAUGUGGGCACCGUAGAGAUGUUUCUAAAAGAUGAGGAGAAAUAUAUGGACUCGGGAGAUUUUACAAAUUUAACACAGCGUCUGAAACGACAAGAAGACUUUCUAAAUGAUCCCUAUUCCUCGCAAACUUCCGAAGUAGAGGAGGCAAGUUCUAUAAGUUUGAGGGAAUUUAAUGCCGAUUCUCAAACCAACUCUCUAUAUGAGGAUAUACAUUUCAGACCACCAACCUUAGCUCAGACAAACAAAGUUACUCUAGAAACCGUCAAGCCUAGUAGAGAGGAUCUCGGCAAAGGUCAACAUUUUAUUAAUUCUCCACGGGCUCUCAAUUUACUUAAAACUGUUAUAGAGACUGAUUCUUCGACAACGAAAAAUGAACCUGCAGAGAAAUCCUCUCAAUUUAUACAUUCUCCAAGAGCUCUUAAUCUCUUGAAAACUGUCAUAGAAACUGACGCAUAUCAAAGUGAUGCAGAAGAAGAUCAAGUUUGCCAAACUACAGCCAAGAAAGUUGCAACACCAAGACAUUUGGAACACGUAUCAAAUCCUCAUUCCCCCAAAGUCUCCUCCUUAAGUAGAACAAAUCAAGAUACCUCCCCUGCAAAGGUUGAGCCUGAUUACUCGGUGGCUCGGUGUGUCCGUAGAGAAAGUUCAUCGAAAGUCUCUACCAUACGUAACUAUUCCCAGGACUCUAUAGAUAGUGGCAUUAAUAGUCAAGUUUAUAGAACCUCUUCUAACACUUGUGUUCGUAAUGAUAGUGUAAAGUCUUCGGGCUCUUCGAAUGUGUCCAAUUAUUCCAAAACUCUACAAAAUUCUUUAGAUUGUGAGAGUAAUGUUUCAGCUAAUUCCAAUACUACUCAACACUCUUCUAUGACUCAAUCGCUACAAGAUUCUAAAAAUAUUAGAGAAUAUUUCCAAAACUCUCCAAAAGUCUCCACUACCUCCAAAACUUUUGAUAAUUCUGAAAAUUAUACUUUCUUCAUGGAUGAGAAUAGAAAUGCUCAAAGUCAGAUGAUUUCAAGAGAGUCUACAAACUCUCCAAAGGUCUCCCUUUCCUCCAAAAUUUCUGGAAAUUCUGGAACUUAUGCUUUAGUUAUGGAUGAGAAUAGAAAUCCUCAAACUUCAAUAGAUUCUCCUCAAACUACCAACUCUCCUAAAGUCUCCACUCUUAAUAGAACUUCUCAAUUAAGCGAACAUAGGAAAACAGAUCUAAAUGCUAAUAGGAAUCAGCAGAAGAACACAAAUCCACAAGAUUUGCAUAACUCUACAAAAGCUCUCUCUAAAACUAGAUUUACUCAGGAUCACAAAACUCUCUCACAAGAAGCACAAGCUUACAAACUUUCCACUUUAAGUAGCCAAACUGAUACAACAAACUCUCCAAAACGUUCCACAUCAUUUUUAGCCCGAAAAUCAUUGGUGUUUGCUUCUUCUUCUAAUAAGCUAAAAGAUCAGGCAGAAAUCUCUCAACUCCCUUUAGAAGAAAGUAUUUUAACUGAACAGGACUUAGCCAAAGUUUUCAAGCCCUAUAAAGAACCCAAAGACUCAAACCCCUUAGACUCGAAACGACCAGUUUCUACGGCUUUAAAUCCAGCAGCUUCCCUGGAAGCUUUAGAAAUGUUAACUAAAUCCAAUCCUGAUCUCUGGACCAGUAAUCAAGCUGGCAGUAGACACAAUUUACAUCAACUAGAACUGUUUCAUACACUGCAACAGCAAAAUAAAAAACAAUUAAGCAAAAACUCCGCAGCACAAGAGAAUGACGAAGAAGAUUUAGGUUAUUCCUUUUGUGAAGAUGAAAACGAUGAUGAAGAAGAUUUAGAAGAGAAACAGGCAACUGUUUCACCCCAUGUUAACGUUAUAAUGGCAGCCAAUAGUCAGACAGCCAGCCAAGUAAAAUAUGUUUUAACCCAAAAUCAUGGUGAGGUACAUAUUUAGUGAAAAAAAUAACCUUAAUUAACUGUAAAUAGACUUUAAUAUAAAACUAAUAACAAGCAAAAAAAAACCAAAAUCUAAGUAAAACAAAUCCUUGGCUUAAAAAACCACAAACCAAAAUUUUAUAUUAAAAACACAUUAAUAUAUAUAUAUAUAUUUUCUGUUUAUACACUGAAAGAAAACUUUAAGAUAAAUAGUAAAUAAAAAUGACUGUAAGUUUUUUUCAAUUUUU